CUCCCACUCGAGUGGCAUAUUGGUGAGAAAAAGCCUCGUUUGUCUCACAGGAAGAAGUUGAAAACAUGCAGAAACGCUUCAGUUAGAGGAUUCACAACACAAAAGUCAUUAACGCGGCGCGUCUCUUCUCUGGACGCCUGGAUUAAAAUGCGUUACUGUCAGGGCGAAGAAACAAGUGGAUUGAUACAUUGAGUCGCCUGAACACAUUGCGCUGGGUCACAGUGCUCAAGUAUCAGAUAAACUACUGAAAAACCUGCAGAAAUGUCGGAACACAGGUCUAGUUUCCUUCACAUUGGGGAUAUCGUGUCGCUGUAUGCGGAGGGAACUGUCAAUGGAUUUAUCAGCACUUUAGGGUUGGUGGAUGAUAGAUGUGUAGUGCAACCUGAGACUGGGGAUCUUACAAACCCACCGAAAAAAUUCAGAGAUUGUCUCUUCAAAGUGUGUCCUAUGAAUCGGUACUCUGCACAGAGACAGUUCUGGAAGGCCAAACAGGGCAAGCAUGGGAACAACACACAGGCCGAUCUCUUCAAGAAAUUACAGCAUGCAGCAGAACUGGAGCAGAAACAAAAUGAUUCCGAGAACAAGAAACUGCUGGGUGAGGUUGUCAAAUACAGUCGGGUUAUACAGCUUCUCCAUAUUAAGAGUAAUAAGUACCUGACCGUGAACAAGCGUCUCCCGGCGCUGCUGGAGAAGAAUGCCAUGCGUGUGUCUCUGGACCCUUCGGGAAACGAGGGCUCCUGGUUCUACAUCCAACCUUUCUGGAAGCUGCGCAGUGAAGGAGACAAUGUAGUGGUUGGAGAUAAAGUGGUUCUCAUGCCUGUAAAUGCAGGACAGCCUCUCCACGCCAGCAACAUUGAACUCCUGGACAACAGAGGCUGCAAAGAGGUAAAUGCGCUGAACUGCAACACUAGCUGGAAGGUGACGCUCUUCAUGAAGUUCAGUGAAUAUAGAGAUGAUGUUUUAAAAGGGGGGGAUGUGGUGAGAUUGUUUCACGCCGAGCAAGAAAAGUUUCUCACUUGUGAUGAAUACAAGAAGCGGCAGUAUGUAUUCUUGCGCACCACCCUCCGCCAGUCUGCAACCUCUGCCACCAGUUCAAAAGCACUCUGGGAAGUAGAGGUUGUCCACUAUGACCCGUGUCGAGGAGGCGCUGGCCAGUGGAACAGCCUGUUUCGGUUUAAACACCUCGCCACAGGACACUACCUUGCUGCAGAGGUGAAUCCUGAUUUCAAAGAUCGUACCGACAGUAUAACCACAAAAAAUGAGACCAACACAGAGUCUUUGUACUCUAAAAAGAAGUGGCAGGCUGACAAGAUCCCCUACACACUGGUUGCAGUGCCCCACGGCAAUGACAUCGCAUCUCUCUUUGAACUGGAUGCCACCACCUUACAGCGGGCAGACUGCCUGGUCCCCAGGAACUCUUAUGUGAGACUCAGGAACUUGUGCACAAAUACUUGGGUGACCAGUACUAACAUUCCCAUUGAUGUUGAGGAGGAACGACCAGUUAUGCUCAAGAUUGGCACGUGCCACAUGAAGGAGGACAAGGAGGCGUUCUCCAUUAAUUCUGUGCCCCUCUCUGAGGUCAGAGACCUGGACUUUGCCAAUGAUGCAAACAAAGUUCUGGAGUCAUUUGUACGUAUAUUGGGGAUCAGCAACUACGCUGCAGCAAAUGAACGCAGGUUUACUAUUAAGCUUUUGGAAGAUCUUAUCUUUUUUGUGGGUGAUGUGCCGAACAACGGACAGGACGUUUUGUCUGUGGUUAUAUCGAACCCCAACAGAGAGAGGCAGAAACUCAUGAGAGAGCAGAACAUCCUGGCACAGAUCUUUGGGAUUCUGAAAGCCCCAUUUUCUGAGGUUAAAGACUCACCCAUGCCAAAGCUGGAAGAUGUGGGUGAGCAGCGCAACUCUGCAUUUAAGUACAUGCUACAGUUGUGCUACAGAACCCUGCGCCAUUCCCAACAAGACUACCGCAAGAAUCAGGAGUACAUAGCCAAGAACUUUUCAAUCAUGCAGGCUCAGAUUGGCUAUGAAAUCUUGGCUGAAGACACGAUCACUGCUCUCCUGCACAACAACCGAAAGCUUUUAGAGAAGCACAUCACGGCACGUGAGAUCGAGACUUUUGUCAAACUUCUGCGCAGGAACCGUGAGCCCAGGUUUCUGGAUUACUUAUCUGACCUCUGUGUGUCCAACAAAACUGCCAUUCCUGUCACUCAGGAGCUGAUUUGCAAGUUCAUGUUGAACCCCACAAAUGCAGACAUCCUCAUUCAGACCAAACUGAUCCAGCACACAGAGACCUCUCUGGAGUCGUCUUUACUCCAUGAUGAUGUUGAGGAUGAAGAGGUGUGGCUGUACUGGAUUGAUCACCACAAAGAGCCUCAUGGGAAGUCCAUUCGCCACCUGGCACAGGAUGCCAAGGAUGGACAAAAGUUGGACACUGACAUCAUCACCUAUUACAGGUGUCAACUCAAUCUCUUUGCUAAAAUGUGCCUGGACCGGCAGUAUCUGGCCAUCAAUCAGAUUUCCAUUCCACUACCAGUAGAUCUAAUCCUGCGCUGCAUGUUCGACGACUGCCUGCCUUACAACCUGCGUGCCUCUUUUUGUCGUCUAAUGCUGCACAUGCAUGUGGACCGUGACCCGCAGGAGGCUGUGGUGCCUGUUCGCUAUGCUCGUCUCUGGACCGAAAUACCCUCCAAGAUCUCUGUCAAUGAGUAUGACUAUGAGUUCAGAGACACGUCCAGAGAAGAGAUGAAGAGAAAGUUUGCCCCUACUAUGCAUUUUGUAGACGAAUAUCUCAAAGAUGUGGUCAGUCAGCCUGAUCCAUUUGGAGACAGAGAGAAGAAUGAACUAACCCUUGAGGUGGUCCACCUGGCACGUAACCUGGUCUACUUUGGCUUCUACAGCUUUAAUGAGCUGUUGUGCCUCACACGCACCCUGCUGGCCAUCCUGGACAUUGUCCAACCCACUUACACAUUCAUGUCCAAACUCAACAAGGGCCCAGAGGGAGGUAAUAAUGUCAUGCGCACCAUCCACGGUGUGGGUGAGAUGGUGACUCAGAUGGUGCUGAGCAGAGGCUUGAUGAUGCCCCACUGUCUGCCCGACGCUCAGCCAAUCCACGGCAAGCAGAUCUGUCUCCCUGACAACGAGAACGUCAUGGUGAUGGACACCAAGCUCAGGAUUAUUGAGAUUCUGCAGUUCAUUCUGAAUGUGCGUCUGGAUUACCGCAUCACCUACCUGCUGUCCAUCUAUAAAAAAGAGUUUGGUGACCACACUUUGGAUGCUUCUGCCUCAGUGGCGGAGGUUCCCGUUAUGGCAGAACCUAACAUCGAGGACAUUGCAGAAAAAGCAGAGAAUAUGUUUUCAGGAAGUGCUAAAGAGAGAAGCCCAGUUGACCUCGACGAUGAAGGCGGUCAGACAUUUCUGCGGGUGCUCAUUCACCUCAUCAUGCAGGACUAUCCUCCCCUAGUUUCUGGCUCUCUUCAGCUCAUCUUUAAACACUUCAGCCAGAGAUCUGAAGUUCUGCAGGCCUUCAAACAGGUCCAGUUGCUGGUUUCUGAGGAGGAUGUGGAGAAUUAUAAGAAGAUUAAGGCGAGCCUGGAUCAGCUGCGUCUGACAGUGGAGAAAUCAGAGCUGUGGGUGGAAAAGAGCGGUGGUUACGGCAGUGAAGACAUGGCUGAGAAUCAAAACAAAGAGCAGAAUUUAGAGGAAGCGGGUAUCUUGAGCCCAGUGCAAGAUGGCAACACUAAACCUCAAAUAGACAGCAACAAGGCCAACAACUACAAGAUAGUCAAAGAGAUCCUGCUGAGUCUCAGUAAACUCUGCUCUCCUGCUAAGAAGACUCGCGUGCAGCAGCAGCGGUUGCUGAAGAACAUGGGGGCUCACACUGUGGUGCUGGACCUGCUGCAGAUCCCCUAUGAGAAGGGGGACGAAAAAAUGGACGAGAUCAUGACUCUAGCCCACACUUUCCUUCAGUAUUUCUGCAAAGACAACGUUCAAAACCAGGCACUUCUACACAAACAUCUCAACCUCUUCCUCACACCAGGGCUUCUGGAGGCGAAGACCAUGUGCUACAUCUUCAUGAACAACUAUCACCUGUGCAAUGAGAUCAGUGACCGCGUGGUGCAUCACUUCGUGCACUGCAUUGAGACGCACGGCCGCCAUGUUCAGUACCUGCGCUUCCUGCAGACCAUCGUUAAAGCCGAUGGCAAGUACGUGAAGGAAUGUCAGUGCAAAGUCAUGAACGAGCUGGUGAAUGGUGGAGAAGACGUGCUGGUGUUUUAUAAUGACCGAGCCUCGUUCCCUGCUCUGCAAAGCAUGAUGUGUUCAGGGCUGGAUGAGACGGGGGCUCUGAUGUAUCACAUCACCCUGGUGGAGCUGCUGGCCGCCUGCACCGAGGGCAAAAACGUGGACACUGAGCUCAAGUGCAACUCGCUCCUGCCGCUCGAUGACAUCGUCAAUGUGGUCACGCAUGACGGCUGCACUCCAGAGGUGAAAAUAGCCUACGUAAAUUUCGUCAACCACUGCUAUGUGGACACUGAGGUGGAGAUGAAGGAGAUCUACACCAGCGAUCACAUUUGGAACCUCUUUGACAGUUUCCUGGUAGACAUGGCCACUGUGUCUAUUGGCCCCACAGACAGGAAAAAUGCAGACACAAGCCUUGAAAAAUACGUCACUGAUACCAUCAUGGCCAUUGUCAAGGGCUUCUUCGGCUCCCAGUUUUCUGUCAGCAACUCUAAACUGCAGGCUCAUCAAGCGACUUUUAUAAAGUUGCUGCAGUCAGCCUGUAGACUCUAUAACUGCACGUGGCUCAACUCCCUGCAGAAGACCAACAUUGAGGGCUGCAUUAAAACACUUGCUGAUGUUGCUAAGAGUCGAGCCAUUCCCAUUCCAGUGGACCUGGACGGUCAGGUCAACGCGUUGUCACUGAAGACACACACCAGCAUGGUGCAGCGCGCGGUUAAAGACUGGAGGCUGUCAGCCCGUGGACGACCCCGCAAGGAGCCCUUUGGAGCACAUGAUUACAAGAUCAUUGAAAAACUACAGGGGGUUGUUUCGUAUCUGGAGGACCAGUUUAAUCCACGAGUGCAGGCAGAGUUUUCAGUAUUAGUAGACGUGCUGCACAGCCCAGAGAUGCUGUUUCCUGAGUCUGCUCAGCUGCGCACUGAAGACGGAGCCUUCUUAUCUAAGCUCAUCAAACACACCAAGAAACUAAUGGAGAAAGAGGAGAAGUUGUGCAUCAAGAUCCUACAGACUCUACGAGAGAUGCUGGAUAGGAGAGAGAUGUUUGAUGAGAAGGGCAGUGCACUGAGGAAGAUUCUCCUUGCACACUACUUCGGGAACCACACCAAAGCCCUGGAGUACAGCAGCAGCAACAGCUCAUCAUCUGGAGGUGGCUCUCCGGGACAGGACUCUGAUAAACCAGGAACAAGCUUAGCAGACAGCCAGUGUGUGCUGGACAAUGUCGGAGCGUCCGAGCUGGUCGUCGACCUCAUUGUCAGCACUAAGAAUGACCGGAUCUUUGAGGAGAGCAUUUUACUGGGCAUAGCACUGCUGAGAGGAGGCAAUACACAAAUUCAGAACUCAUUUCACAAUCAGCUGCACAAGCAGAAGAAGUCGGAGAAGUUCUUCAGGGUCUUCUAUGAGCGCAUGGAGCAGGCCCAGAAGGAGAUCCGCUCCAGCGUCUCCGUCAACAUGUUUGAGCUCAGCUGCAGGAAGAGGGAGGAGGAGAGCGAGGGCUCCGGGAUCAGACACAAGAAAGUGCGAGACUCCUUGCACCUCAGAGAAGAGAUGCGGGGUCAGCUUAAAGACGCCUCCUCUGUGACCUCCAAAGCCUACAGCACUUUUCGACGAGAAUGGGAUCCUGACAUUGAGGCAGUGGGAACAACAGGAGACGCGACUGAGGAAGUGGUCGAGGAAAUCCAAAUGAGCCAGGCGAUCACCAUCAUGAAGCCCAUCCUACGCUUCCUUCAGCUGCUCUGUGAAAAUCACAACAGAGACCUCCAGAACUUUCUGCGAGAUCAGAACAACAAAACCAAUUAUAACCUGGUGUGUGAGACGCUGCAGUUUCUCGACUGUAUCUGCGGCAGUACAACGGGAGGCCUGGGUCUGCUGGGGCUCUACAUUAACGAGAGGAACGUGUACCUGGUCAUACAGACACUAGAGACCAUCACAGAGUACUGCCAGGGUCCAUGCCAUGAAAACCAGUCAUGCAUAGCCAGGCAUGAGUCAAACGGCAUUGACAUCAUCAUCGCACUCAUUGUGAAUCCAAUUGAUCCACUGGGAAAGAACCGGCUUGACCUUGUGCUGGAACUGAAGAACAAUGCCUCUAAACUUCUCCUGGCCAUCAUGGAGAGCCGUCAAGACAGUGAGAAUGCAGAAAAGAUCUUGUACAAGAUGAGACCCAAUGAACUGGUUGAUGUGAUAAAGGAGGCUUAUGUUCAGGGAGAAGAAGAGUGUGAAAUUGAUGAUGAAGCUUUGGAUCUGAUCAGAUCUAAGGAUGUUGGCCAUAACAUCUACAUACUGGCCCAUCAGUUGGCAAGACACAGAAAAAACCUCCAGCAGAGUCUGAAGCCUGGCCCAGACCCCACCAUUGAUGGAGAAGCAGCGCUCGCAUACUACACCAACCACACUGCACAGAUAGAGAUUGUCCGCCAUGAUCGCACCAUGGAGCAGAUUGUGUUCCCCGUGCCCAACAUUUGCGAGUAUUUGACAGAGGAGUCGAAAGUACGUGUUUUCACCACCACAGAGCGGGACGACCAGGGCAGCAAAGUCAAUGACUUCUUCCAGCAGUUUGAUGAUCUCUACAAUGAGAUGAGGUGGCAGAAGAAGAUACGAAAUAAUGCACCUCUUUUUUGGGUGUCAAAACAUAUUUCUUUGUGGGGAAGUAUUUCCUUUAACAUGGCUGUGUUGAUCAACUUGGCUGUGGCUCUUUUCUACCCAUUUGGAGAUGAUGGAGAUGAAGGUGUCUUGCCUCCAUUCCUGUCUGUCUUGCUGUGGGUGGCGGUGGUUGUGAGCACCUUCACAUUAUUUGUUCUUCCCCCGCGUGGAGGCAUCCUGGCAUUCUUGGUGACCGUCAUCUUCCGCUCAAUCUACACGCUGGGUUUAGGACCCACACUGCUGCUCCUGGGGGCUGCCAAUCUGCUGAAUAAAAUUGUGUUCCUGGUUAGUUUUGUGGGGAAUCAAGGCACGUUCACCCGAGGGUACAAGGCGGUAAUCAUGGACGUCUUCUUCCUCCUGCACGUCAGUUACGUCAUCGUCUGCAUGCUGGGGCUGUUUGUGCACGAGUUCUUCUACAGUAUCCUGUUGUUCGAUCUCGUCCGUAGAGAGGAAACUCUCCUAAACGUGAUGAGGAGUGUAACUAAGAACGGCCGCUCCAUCUUCCUCACCGCCGUUUUGGCCAUCAUUCUGGUCUACCUCUUCUCCAUUGUGGGCUUUCUCUUCUUCAAAGAUGACUUCCUCAUGGAAGUAGACCACCUCCCUUUAAAGAGGCCAAAUGUGAAUGGGAAGUCUAUGAGCUGUGUGAGUGCAGACUGUGCGGAAUCCCCGUUUAGUCCUGACCAUGUGAAAGAGGAGGAUGAAGACGGCAGCGAGCGAGUGUGUGACACCCUGCUGAUGUGCAUCAUUACUGUCCUGAACCACGGCCUGAGAAACGGAGGAGGAAUCGCUGAUGUUCUGCGCAAGCUUUCCAAAGAGGAGCCCAUGUUCCCGGCGCGGGUUGUGUAUGACCUGCUGUUCUUCUUCAUUGUCAUCAUCAUCGUGUUGAACCUCAUCUUUGGUGUGAUCAUUGAUACCUUCGCUGACCUGAGGAGUGAGAAACAGAGAAAGGAGGAAAUUCUCAAGACCACCUGCUUUAUUUGUGGACUUGAGAGAGACAAGUUUGAUAACAAGACUGUAUCGUUUGAGGAGCACAUCAAGUCGGAGCACAACAUGUGGCACUAUUUGUACUUCCUGGUUUUGGUGAAAGUGAAGGACCCCACUGAAUACACCGGGCCCGAGAGCUACGUGGCACAGAUGAUCAAGGAGAAGAAUCUGGACUGGUUUCCUCGAAUGCGAGCCAUGUCUCUGGUCAGCUCUGAGGGAGAGAGUGAGCAGAAUGAGAUCCGCUCGCUGCAGGAGCGUCUGGACACCACCGUGUCGCUCGUGGCUCAGCUGUCCAGUCAGUUGUCGGAGCUAAAAGAACAGAUGACGGAGCAGAGAAAGAAUAAACAGAGAUUGGGUUUCCUCGGACCACCCCAAAUGAACCAUCAAAUCGCCCCUGCGCUCUGAUGACUGAGAUCGUGCCUGUAAACACAGACAGAUGCAGAGCUUCACACCAUGAUCCACACUACACUCAUGGUGAUCUCACACUUUACAUCAUGACAUGACAGAUCCAGGAACACAAAUGACUACAGACUUCAUUUUAUAAGUCUUUUGUGGUUUAGAUGUUCUAGACGGAGCGUGUUUGUUUGGAAAGUCAGCCAAUAAGGGCUCAGGCACUGUUUUUGUUUUAAGCGUCAAGUAUUAACUCUAUCACUUUUUAAUUGUCGUGUUUAUAACUGGAGUAUUGCUGUAACUCAAACUGGACUUUGGUCUGUGCUGGAAUAACUGGAGGGAUAAAGUGCCUUUAAAUAGUUUCAUAGUUUUUUUUAUAAUUCGCAAUAACGUUAAUGAAAUGUGUAAGACUGGAAACAUUCUCGUGUCCUAAUCAAGACAAUCAUAUCACUCUCUACAAAGAUGGGAACGCUAGUCUUAACUCUUACGUGAUGAUAAUGAUUUUUAAUAAUGUAUUUUAUGUUGAGGUGUGACUAGCAUGUUUGUGCUCGCCUUAUAUAAAGUUGUACAGAAAAUAAUAAAGAAUUUAUAUUUGGUAUUAUAA
This is a messenger RNA of Danio aesculapii, 8848 nucleotides long. It is a transcript of the gene itpr2, whose product is annotated as inositol 1,4,5-trisphosphate receptor, type 2. Gene Ontology annotation, cellular component: membrane; endoplasmic reticulum. The record is from RefSeq and is a predicted model, not a curated record. Gene Ontology annotation, molecular function: inositol 1,4,5 trisphosphate binding; inositol 1,4,5-trisphosphate-gated calcium channel activity. The transcript has 57 exons. Bases 262 to 8259 code for a protein of 2665 amino acids. NCBI's taxonomy places the organism in Eukaryota, Metazoa, Chordata, Actinopteri, Cypriniformes, Danionidae. Gene Ontology annotation, biological process: calcium ion transmembrane transport.